This is a messenger RNA of Hydatigera taeniaeformis, 237 nucleotides long. The record is from the annotation of a GenBank genome assembly. NCBI's taxonomy places the organism in Eukaryota, Metazoa, Platyhelminthes, Cestoda, Cyclophyllidea, Taeniidae.
AUGGCAGAUGAUAUCAUUCUGGAACCGAAGUUAAUCGCAAGGGAGUAUCUGCGAAAGUGGUUCACACUGGAUAUUAUCUCAUCUCUACCACUUGAUUACAUCCUUCUGGCCUUUGACAACGGCACCGAGCAAAUUGCACAAGCUGAUGGGUCGCUGCUUGAUCAACUUCCGUUAACCCUGUUUGAAGCACUUAUACCGUUUAAAACUGAGGCCAACCCUAGAAGUAGCGCUAACUGA